Lizanozyma spartinae is the source of this 246-nucleotide messenger RNA. RefSeq lists its product as uncharacterized. The record is from RefSeq and is a predicted model, not a curated record. The transcript is spliced from 2 exons. Bases 1 to 246 code for a protein of 81 amino acids. Lineage: Eukaryota; Fungi; Ascomycota; Pichiomycetes; Serinales; Debaryomycetaceae.
AUGGUUUCCGUUGGUUCCGGAUCCUUUACCGCUAAUUUGGAGAGUCUUUCCUUUUCUUUUAUUCUUUCCAAGACAGUUGAAGAUGAUGAUGACUUGGUUGGCGAUGUUAACUUGAAUUUAGUUGAUGUCGGUUUAAUGAUUUUAUUACUUUUGAAUCCCGACACCCGAACACCAACUGAAGAAGAAGAAGAAGGAGAAGAAAAAGAAGUUGGUGCUCGGGUCGGUAACUUUAAAGCAUCGGGAUGA